Messenger RNA from Dinoponera quadriceps, 1488 nucleotides. It is a transcript of the gene gdl, whose product is annotated as gonadal protein gdl. The record is from RefSeq and is a predicted model, not a curated record. NCBI's taxonomy places the organism in Eukaryota, Metazoa, Arthropoda, Insecta, Hymenoptera, Formicidae. The transcript has a single exon. Bases 98 to 622 code for a protein of 174 amino acids.
UGUAACGAAUUAUGAGAAUCUGUGAAGGCGAGUCAUUCCAUAAAGUACAAAGAAUAUUUUCUCGCCAGCUAAGCACACACUUGUUGAAAGAACGAAAAUGGACAUUGCCAGUCCUACUCCUCAGGAUCUACAGAGGAAACUGUAUUUUUUGGUGGAGCAGCUACAACACAUGGCCGGUGAACUUCCACCAAAGUAUCAAAUGCGUCUGCCAUACGAAUUGUUAUCCGGUUUGGCCAAUUCAUUGUUAAACGAUACUAUUUUCGAGAUAGUGAAAGGAUUGAUGGAAAUACAGCACGUUACCGAGAAGCAUCUCUUCCAGCAACGGCUGCAGCUUUUGAAUCAACAGAAGAUUGAAUCUCAGGAGGCAUUGUCCACAAUAACAACGGACGAGGAAAUAAUGACGGUGAAGGCGGCGUUGUACAAAAAGCACAAGGAGGAAUUGAGGCAGACCGACAUGAAAUUGGUAUUGCAACUGGAUCAGAAGGUUUCAGAUCAGCAAAGUAUACUGGAGAAGGCUGGGGUGCCUGGAUUCUAUGUGACAAAUAAUCCAAUGGAGAUUCAAGUACAGAUGCGACUGUGCGAUUUUAUAAUUAGGCUCAGUAAAAUGGAUGUACCAAGUUGACGUACAAGUACAGUUGUUAUUUCUUAUUUCUAGUGAUUUUUUUUUAUAUACUAUUGUAUCAUAUUUUCCUCUUGAUGUAUGCUAUAUAUUAGUGAGAGAGAUCAUAAGAUACAAUACUUUAUUAUUUAUUUUUUAUAUAGAUGUAUUAUUUUUUUCAUAAGAUUAUUAAUUAUUACAAAUUUAAUAAAUCCUGUAAAAAUAUACAAUAAAUACAUUGACAUUUUCUUGUUCCGAUGAAGUAUUUUAUUCAAAUUUAUAUUUUCUUUCCACGUAUAAUAGAGUCUUAGAUACCCUAUUAUCUUAACAAACGUUACUACUAACAUUUUUAUCCAUCAGUACAAUAUAUUCUCUUUUGAUGUAAAAAAAAAAUGUUUGAUAGAAUAAUAUGCAAUGGUCAUGGAAAAGUGAAUUUUUUUGAUAGGAAAGAAACAUAAGCUGUGUGAAGGAUAAAAUAGAAUCCUUCCUGUUCUUCUAUUUAUAUGUUACAAUUAAUAAUAAAUAAUAUCACUAAACAUUCUUAUGCAGUAAUGUGAUAGAAAAUUAAAUUUUUUUAAUUUUACGAUAGUUUAUAGCUUUAUCCAACAAGUAUGAGAACUUGUAGUAUUCAACUAUAUACAUAUGUAUAGAAUUUGUUUAAUAUAAAAUUAUACAGUAUCUUUAAAAUAAUCGCUUGAGUUAUUGUAAUAAAAUUCAUACUAUUUACAAUCAGGAAACCUUUUCUUAAAAUACACCCAAACAUACUUACUGAAUCGAAAAAAAAUUGUAGAUAUCUUUUUACCCUUGCAAAAUAUACAAGGUCAAUUAAAAAAAUUUGUUUAUCUUAAAUUGUGAUAUUCCUAUAUUUUUCUUAUUUGUGUGUGGAACAU